Messenger RNA from Osmerus eperlanus (European smelt), 4939 nucleotides. RefSeq names its product CD166 antigen homolog. The transcript is spliced from 16 exons. Bases 213 to 1907 code for a protein of 564 amino acids. Gene Ontology annotation, biological process: cell adhesion. Gene Ontology annotation, cellular component: plasma membrane. The record is from RefSeq and is a predicted model, not a curated record. Lineage: Eukaryota; Metazoa; Chordata; Actinopteri; Osmeriformes; Osmeridae.
UCAGUCACCUGCUCAGUUCUCGCGCACUUCUCUGAUAUCACGCUCGAAAAUUUUCGGACUUUCCAAGAAGCUUUGAAAUAGAUAAAAACAACAGGGACGCCACUAUUACAACGCUGUUGCUUACCCACGCUACAUUCGAAAUUUUCAUAAUUUAUUGUAAAACCGAUUACAGGUCAUUUCGCCAGGAUCCUGAAAUCUUGAUAUUUCGAAGGAUGGACUCGACUGCUUCCCUUAUGGUCUCCCUCAUCACUCUUGUGAUGCAUCUACAAGUUCAGUGCAGUGCUCAGACUGUCAUCGCCAAGUAUGGUGCGACAAUCGAAGUGCCCUGCAACAAUGGAGCUGCCAUGCCAACCGACCUUAUCUUCACUAAAUGGAAAUACGAAAAGGACGAUGGUACUCCCGGGGACCUCCUGGUCAAGGCGGCCCACAAGGAGGAGGCCACGGUGCAGGCUACAGACGGCUACAAGACACGUGUUAGCAUCACGGCUAACUACAGUCUCCUCAUCAGCCAGGGCUCCCUCUCAGAACAAAGAACCUUCACCUGCAUGGUAGUGUCAAGUUCCAACCUUGACGAGUACUCUGUCAACGUCCAGGUCCACAAGAAGCCUUCACUACCUCAGAUACAGGACAAAGCAAAAGAACUUGAGAACACUAAGCUGACAGCAUUGGGAGUGUGUGUUGUGAAGGAUGCCAACCCAGCAGCAAACAUAACGUGGUCUAAAAACGGCGAGCCGCUGGUGGCUGAUGGGAAAACCAUCAUCGUCAGCUCCAAUGUGAAGGUGGACCCUGUGACCGGCUUGUCCAGCACCACCUCCAGUCUGCAGUACGCCGCUGUCAAGGCCGAUGUCGGAGCCCACUUCACAUGCUCCUCCAAGUACCUCCAGGACCUCCUGGUGUCGCCACCAGAGACCUUCACCAUCCACUACCCUACUGAGAAAGUAAGCCUUCUGGUGCAAGCUACGGGCCCCAUCAAGGAGGGAGACAACGUGACACUGAGGUGCAAAGCCGAUGGCAACCCCCCGCCGACUAGCUUCGACUUCUCCAUCAAGGGCCAGAAAGUGACUGUGAAAGACAAGGACACCUACAUUCUGACUGGUGUCACACGCAACAGUGCUGGAGAAUACAAGUGCUCGCUGCUCGGCGACAACAACAUAGAAGCUUCAGAAAAGCUGGUUGUGAGCUACCUGGAUCUCAGCCUGACUCCCUCUGGGACGGUUCUGAAGACUGUGGGGCACACCUUGGAGGUGACGAUGGAGAAGAACUCGUCGGGCGAUGCUGAAGUGUCCUGGACCAAGGACAACGCCAAACUGGAGAAGGCACCCACAUUUGGUCAGCUGACCUACGCCGAUAGCGGUGUCUAUGUGUGCGAGGUGGUGGUGGCGGGUAUCAAACGCAGCAAGUCCUUCCAGCUGGUGGUCGAAGGAAUCCCUGUAAUCACGAGAUUGACCAAGCAGCGCAGUGAGGAUGGCCAACACAAGGUUCUGACGUGCGAGGCGAUGGGAGCACCCCAGCCUGCUGUCCUGUGGAGUGUCAACGGCACAGAAGAGCAGAGCUCCUACCUCAACGGUAAGGCCGUCCACAAGAUCACUGUGGUGCCCACUGGAAACCUCACCGUCACCUGCACCGCCACCAACAAGCUGGGGGAGGACGUCAUGGUCAUCAACGUGUCUGCCUUAUUUAACAAGGAAACGUCUGAGAAAGGGACUCAGGAUGACGACGACGACCGGGCCAAGCUCAUUGUGUGGAUCGUGGUGGGCCUCCUCAUCGCUGCUGCUGUUGUUGGCUUGGUUUACUGGCUUUACAUGAAGAAAACAAGACAAGGAACAUGGAAAACAAACGAGAAAGAAGCGGGCACAUCAGAAGAGAGCAAGAAGCUGGAGGAGAACAACCACAAGCCUGAAGUGUAGAGACAGGGGAGCUCCAGGAACAAAGGGAAGAAGCGGUCAAGGAAGGACUUGACUCGUACACUAAGCAGUGCAACACAAUAUGAUGACUGGCCACCGACAACCCUUCAUCAGCCUUAUACGGAGCAGCCCGUAUCACAGAAUAGUUCCUAAUUCACACAAACUGUCCCCUCCCACCGCUAUCAUCCAUUGAUUUGUAGUCUGCACCUGAGACCGCCUCUCAAUUUGUAUUUAGUUUUUUUUCCUUGUGUUCCUGAUGAAUGCUCUUUUAUCUUCAGCUCAGGUGAAGUUGGUUUUAUUUUUGGCUUUUUUUUAUCAGAUAGUUAAGGUAAAAAAAAGAAGAAUGUAAAUUUCUUGUACACUUGGCCUGUAUUUUGUGGCGUACAUGUGCAACUUGACCGAGCCUGCUCUGUGCAUGAGUGCGCUCUAUGACUGCAAGGACAGAUCAUUUGGGGAGUGGCCUCCACACUGGAUCAGCCGCCUAGGCUCUCCCCCACCCAGUGUCCAGACUUCACUGCUGUUCACCCAGUGUUCCUCACAGCCUUGCCUGUUUUUCUAUGUAUAUUUUUCUAAUGUUGAACCUUACUGUAUCCCUCUAUUCUCACAGUUUUUUUCCCCAUGUCAAAAAACACAUUGCUGUGUCCAAUUUAAUUUAAUUUGGUUUGGCUGAGCAAUGCAUGAAUGCAGAUUUUUAUCAUGAUGGGAAGAUAAAAAAUGUUGAUAAUCCUUUUGAGGCAUUGGAUAUCAGUGUCUACGGUGUAAAUUUAAGGAAUUAAGUAAGCAGGAGACAGCUUCUUCUUCCAAUUAGUUUCAUGUGUAAGCAUAGACUGUAGUGUGUAACAGGUAAAUUGGUUGCGUGAAAGUAGAGUAUAGCAUUCAACACACUGAAUGCUAUACUCCAAGCUUACACCAAGCUAACAAUUUACUGCAAGAUACAAGCUGACCUUUUUUCUGACUGUUGAAUAUGAUUAAUGCAAGAUUUUUCGCAAAUCUCCAUAAUUGAAAAUAAUUUUGGAAUUAUCAAUCAGUUAUUCGGAUUGUGAAAAAUGCUUAACCCUUGUGUUAUCUUCGGGUCAUUCUGACCCAUCAGUCAUUGUGACCCACCGUCGUAUUGCGACAACUUUACCGCAUACAAAAACAAAGUGAAGCAUUUUCUUUUAACCGUUGGGCUGUCUCAGACCCCCCACAUUGCGAAGGUUAAAAGAAAAUUAUUUUUAUUUGUUUUUGUAUUGGGUAAAAUUGGGUAAACACAACGAUGGUUCGUUAUGAACCUUUGGGUCAUGUGACCCGAAGGCAGCACGAGGGUUAAGUGUUGAAUGAAAAUUUUACUUGAAAUAUUGUUGACAGAGCUGACAUUUUUCCUCUCUGCAUCUCCGUUUUAAAAUCAUAGAUAGCUGUACAGUUCUGACACUGUCUUGAUUGUGCCUCUGAUUUGUUUCAGGGCGAAGCUGUGUUGACAUUACUUACUGUAUGGUAGUCUACACCGUGUCCGUUUAGACUCACUGUCCUGCGUGUGAUCAUUUAGCCAUUUUGUGUGUUUGUAGCAGACCUGGGUUUAAUAGUAUUUGACUUUUAAAUUAUUUGCUUGCUGUAAUCCAUCUGGAAAGCCUGAAAGGUGAAGUUUUAGACCCCUUCCACUGGUUCAGGUGAGCAAGGGAAGUUUCAUCCAACAGAUAUGGCACUGUAUUUGAUAAAGCCUCCAAAUAUGAUUUAGCCUAGGCUUGUAGUUAGCAGUACUCAUGGUUCCUUUCCCUCAUUCCAGGUUCACUGUAAAUACGUCUGUUGUGAAUGUUCUGCUUGUGAUUUUGAUCUAUUUAUCCUGUGUGAGACAUGCCAGGUCAGCUGAUAUUAGGCAAGCUUACGAGGUAGACAUACAUAAGGUUUGAUUUCAACCUCCAACACACUGUUUUUAUUCUUAUGAAAGGUACUGUUUGGAGCUACAUAGAGGGAAAAAAAGCUGUGCAGUGUAUUUUCCAUGUGUGCUUUUUUUGUUGUUCUUUAAGGUCUGAGGGACUAUUUUAUUGGUCAAGAUGAUGGUUUGUGUUUGAUUGGCAAAUUGUUCUCAUGCAUUUAGUUCCUUUACAACCGUCAGGGCAGCAGUGAAACCAAAGAGGGUAAGAUGAGAAGGCCAUACAAGUAUUGUAAAUAAAUACUUUUGUUUUUCUACUUUUGUUGAGAAUAAAGUGUACAGUUUGAAGAAAAGUGUUUUUGCCAGGUGUUCCCAUACCCUCUGAAAAGAAGGGCCCGCAAUAAGUUUUUUUUUUUGCCAUCUCAAGAAGAGUGAACAAAUCAACCGGAAGAGUUGUUUGUGUUUCAGAAAUGUUUACCUGUAGCACACAAAGCAUAAAUAACAUAUGCACAGUUUCAUGUUAAUACUGGCUUUUAUAAAACAUUAAAAAACACGAACAAAUUAAUGUUUACAUUAUUUACUGAACAAUGGAAAUGAUAAAAAGGCGUUUUAUAAAAUAUAAAUUAAUUGCACAUCACUAUUCUGUACAAGUUUCCGUGUGGCAUUUUUAUCUAAUGUAAUCUCAGGAAAGAAAAUAAUACAGGAACAAGUUAAUAUCCCUUGUAACUUAACCAAGGCCUCUACUACCUAAAACAAUUAUCUAUAUAGACCAGUGCAAAAUUAAGCUUCAAGUUAAACAUUUAUGAAAAACAGUUGACAGAAACUAAAUGUAGCUUUGUGAUGGUAUCUAAAGGCCUUCUUUUUAAGAGCACUUUCAUUCAAUGUUCAAAGGUCAAUACCUGACCUCUCGACGUCUUGCAAAGCUAUUUUUCAUUCUAAGGUUGAUGUGGACACAAUGGCAAUUUGUCGAUGUUUGAAUUAUCUUGGUUGGAAAACACAAUAGCCCCACUGUUCCUUACCUAGUCUAACUUUUAAUGAUCAGAUACAGAGAACAAUCCCAGAGAACAAUUCUAAGCAACUUCACCCUAGUUUCCACUUCAUAGCACUGGAACUGAUAUUCUUUGCAAUUACUUUGUAGUCACGCUUCAUAUUCUGCUUGUGGCUCAAGUGACACAGGGACUUGAAC